Messenger RNA from Scomber scombrus (Atlantic mackerel), 3299 nucleotides. It is a transcript of the gene rsu1, whose product is annotated as Ras suppressor protein 1. The transcript has 9 exons. Lineage: Eukaryota; Metazoa; Chordata; Actinopteri; Scombriformes; Scombridae. Gene Ontology annotation, molecular function: protein binding. Bases 103 to 936 code for a protein of 277 amino acids. The record is from RefSeq and is a predicted model, not a curated record.
UUAAACUUCCGGUAGGGUGUGAGCUUGGAUCUAGGAUCAGGGCUUCACAAACGGAUCUAUUUUCUUUUUCUAUUCCUCUUUUGUAAAAGCCUUUUCAGAAAAAUGUCCAAGUCUUUGAAGAAGAUCGUGGAGGAGAGUAGGGAUAAGAACCUGGCAGAGGUGGAGAUGUGUGACAGAGGCAUCACGAACAUGUUGGACGUCCCGGGACUGUUCACCCUUUCCAACAUCACUCAGCUGGUCCUCAGCCACAACAAGCUCACAGCGGUGCCUGCUAACAUCUCUGAGCUGAAGAACCUGGAGGUUCUAAACAUCUUCAACAACCAGAUUGAGGAGCUGCCAACUCAAAUUAGCAGUCUUCAGAAGCUCAAACACCUCAACCUUGGCAUGAACCGUCUGAGCACCUUGCCCAGAGGAUUUGGUUCAUUGCCAGCUCUCGAAGUAUUGGACCUCACCUACAACAAUCUCAACCACAGCUCCCUUCCUGGAAACUUCUUUUACCUCACCACUCUUCGUGCUCUCUAUCUCAGUGACAAUGACUUCGAGGCCCUGCCUGCUGAUAUCGGGAAGCUGACCAAACUGCAAAUAUUGAGUCUGAGGGAUAAUGAUCUGACCUCGUUGCCUAAGGAGAUUGGGGAGUUGGCUCAACUCAAAGAGCUUCACAUCCAGGGCAACAGACUGACUGUCCUGCCCCCUGAGCUUGGUAAUCUGGAUCUGACUGGUCCUAAGCAGGUGUUUAAAGCAGAGAACAAUCCCUGGGUCACACCAAUUGCAGACCAGUUCCAACUGGGUGUCUCCCAUGUUUUCGAAUAUGUUCGCUCAGAGACCUACAAGUAUCUCUACGGCAGACACAUGCAGGCCAACCCAGAACCUCCAAAGAAGAGCAAUGAUAAGAGUAAGAAGAUCAGCCGCAAACCACUGGCUGCGAAGAACAAAUGAAGAGAAGACAGAGAAUGGAGAUGAAUGCUUGCUCAACCAGCUUAACUCACUGCAUGUGCCUUUUUUUCUUAUCUCAUUUUUUAUUAUAAAAAAGCAAUUUGUAUUACAUGGAGAUUUAUUUUAUGUUUCUACAUACUGUACCUUGUGUUAAAUGUCAUUUGGAGUCAUCCAGUCUGAGAUAGAUGUUUUUUUUCUGUUCUUCUAAAGUGUCUUGGUUUUGGAGACACUUACUUAGAUCAAUUGGACAUAAAGGUGCCUACAAGAUCAGAGUUCAAAUUUGUUACAUUAUAAUAUCAUUUUUUAACAUUUCAGAUUGUUUUCAUUGAAAAGACAUUUGCAUUAUGGUGGUGGCCCUGGAAGGCAAACAGAUGUACUGUAUCUUGGAAUUUUGAGGACAUCAGUAUUAAGAAAUUGCGUAAGGCAACACUAUUAAAAAGGUAUUGAUACGAAAGGCAAACACCAGAUAGAGGUGAAGAGCUCACAUAUGUUCAAGAGACAACUUAUGGAAGGGUGAAGGAGUACUGCUUUUUACUUCUCUUUUGUAGUCUACUUUGCCAUUUAAUAAUACAGCCUCUGAGAAUAUUCAGCUGCGUAAUGACGAACCGCUGUGUAACACACAGACACACAAACACACACGCCCUUACUCCCUCUCCUCUCUUUCACUCUCACUUAUUUGCUGUGCAUACAAACAUUAAAGACAGCUGUAGCAUAAUUUAGAAAAUAGCUGUAAGUGACAUGAUCUGGUCACACACUAGUUAGAAUAGUAUUAGGUUGUUUCUAGCAACUGCAACAAAGCUGGGACAAACCCUAGCCGUGACCGGUGGAUACUGCAUUGUCAUAGGACAGUAGUGUUUUAUGAUAAUGCAGGGAGUUUUUCCUUGCCACUGUCGCCAAGUGCUGCUCAUGGGGGAAUGUUGGGUCUAAGUGCAGUGUAGAACUGCUCUAUGUGAAAAGUGCUCUGAGAUAACUUUGUCAUGAUUUGGCUCUAUAUAAAUAAAAAAUACUGACACCUAUAGUGACACCUGCCAUUAACUGUGUUCAUUCCAUUGAUCUCUGAGAGCAGACUCACUUCAAUCAUUCUUGUCUUCUGAUGUUUGACUAACUGUACCUUUAAUUCCACAUUUUAUUCAUUAAGUUAUUUUUACAAGCCUUACAGUGUCCACCUCAUUUCAGCCUUUUGCCAAAAUGAAUAGGGCCACUGCCCCUAAAUGGAGCAGUGUUUUGCUUUUAUCAUGGGCCACAAUGUAUUGACAGUUUGUUGUGUUCUUCUGUUGAAUUGUUAAGGUAAACAUGUGGUACAGCACAAACCAUAAGGAUUGUACAUAUGACUGUGCUAUAAUCAUGUUUGCAUAUAUCUUACUGUUAGUAUUCUCUAUUAUCAUUUUGAACUGUAGAUUUUUUGUUCCUUUUCUUUUUUCCCCUAUGUUUUGCCAGCUGGGUGUAGCACCAACACUAUGGAUGUCUGGAAACAGGGGUUUCUGGGCAUCAGUUCUAAUGCAGAAUGUUUCAUAAAGGCUCAAAAUUGCAUUUUGAAAAACAUGUCUGCAGCUAGUAACUGCCAAAGGCAGACUGUGGUCUGGACUAAUGCACGUGUGUUACAACACCAAUUUUAUCUUAAUGUACAGCAGCUUUGAGAUGUUACUUAAGUGUUCAUCCAAACCAACUCUGUCCUCUGUUAUGACAUAUAUUCCAGUGUCCUGACAAGCAGUCAGACACAUUUUACCAGGCUGUUAGAAAUUCAACAGACAGAAUAGUCUUAGCUUCUGUGGGCUCCAGGUAGAGUAUAUUGGAAGAAAAUCUACCUAUAAAUGCCCAAAGUGAAUUUAGAAGCCCACAACGACACUCUUAUUGUAGUCCUUGUGAUGAAAAAAUAAUUAAUGCAGUGUAGCAGUCAGUAAGUGAUACAGAUUUUAUAGUUUUACCUUACUACUGAUAUCACUCUGAGAAGUUAACAGUUGGUUGAUAUAGCUGCACUGAGCAUCUUUUAACUUAAAGCCUAGUUGCAUUAAACAAUUCAAGGAUACAUUUUCUCUGGUUAUUGCCCACAUUACAGACCCAUUACCUGUUUGUAUGAUUUGAAUCAGGGACAUGCACAGACAUGUCAUACGCCAGUGAUAUUGUAAUAAUGAUGUAAACAUGCUUUCAGAAAAUACAAUUUGUUACAAUUAUAGCUGGCAAGAAUUUUCCAGGUAAACAUUACUAUGAAGCUAUGUGUAGUUAUAUAAGUUCAUAUUAUAUAUAUGCCAGCAAUGCAACUAUAUGCAAAACGAUGCAAUUUUAAUGCCAUUGAUUGGCGUCUUCAUUAUUAUAUUACAUUAUAACUGCUACUAAUCACAUGAGACCAUAACUUAGACACAAUGAAA